AUGGGGUCUUGUACUUAGAAACUGAAAAAGGCUAACUAAGAAAAUCUCCAAAGAAAGCAUAUGCAAAAAACUUUGUAGGUUUAGCAUUCAAAAAAUCAAUCAAUCCAAACUCAAGAAUCUGUUCAAGAGAAAAAAAAGAAGGAUAAGUUUUUGUAAACUGAUUAAUCUCUUAACAUCCAUAAUUUCAUUCUGAUUUAAACAUGUAAAUUGUCUAAAGUCUAUUCCAUUGUUUCCAACAACAUUAAGGAUAAUUAAGUUUAAACCCAAAAUAAGUCAUACAUUGAAAAUAUGCAGAUCAUAUAGAAUAAUCUGACUGGGAGAAUUAGAGUAAUGGAGACACUAAAAUUGGACGAGAAAUAAACUAAACAAUACAUGGAUAAUAUUAUAGCAAAUCCUUUAUCACAUCCUAACAUCGCACAAACACAUGAGAUGUAUUAGGACGAUGAAACUAUCCAUAUAAUUCAUGACUAUUGCAGUGGAGGACGAUUAAGUACCCUAUUUGUAAAACUGGGCCAGGGGAUAAGUGAGCAUAUAGCUUUGAAGAUAUUGGUAUAGAUGAUAGAAUCCUUGAAUUACCUUCACAUGAAAGGAUUCAAUCAUGGUCAUUUGACACAAAAUAGUUUUUCAAGAACAGAUGAAUCAGAGAACUAUUUUAUUAAACUCACUGAUAUAAAACCAAUUUACUUAAAGCCUUAGGUUACGUUUGAGCAAUUAUAGUUUUUUGCUCCUGAAGUAAUUGAUAACGAUUAGGAUUAUUCAAUUGCUAGAGAUGUUUGGUCAAUAGGCAUCAUAUUUUAUAAGCUUCUAACUGGAAAUCUUCCUUAUUCAUCAACUUAAUCGAGUAAAUUGAAAUAAGAAAUACGAAAGGGUAUUCUCUAAUUUAGUGAUUUAUAAUUUGAUAAAGUGUCCACCAGGGCUAAGGAAUUAUUAAGUAAACUACUCUCCUUUAAUCCAUCAAUAAGAUCUGAUCUUAAUUAAAUCAUCAAAUCACCAAUGUAUAGAAAAUUAGUAUCUCAAACUAAACAAAUUAGCCAAUAAUCUGUAAAUGCCUUGACGAAUAUUAAACCAGCCAAUGUUAUAUAAUCAUUGUUCUUAUAAUUUUUGGUUAGUUAAUUUUGCCAAAACUAAUAAAAUGAAAUUUAUUAAAUGUUUAAUAAAUACGAUCAAAAUGGAGAUGCUAAAUUAAAUAGGACUGAAAUAUGUGAACUUUUAUAUUAGUAACUUAGAUCUAAAGAGUAAGCACAAAAACAUGUUGAUUUGAUAUUUUAAGCAAUCGAUACAGAUCAUAAUGGUACCAUUGAUUGUGAUGAAUUCAUUAGAUGCAUUGUAGACAGACAGGCAUUGAUCACUACUCCUAAUCUUAAGGCGAUAUUCAAAAUAUUGUCUAAUGGCAAAGGAUCAAUUCACAAAAAACGAUUUAUGCAAUGUUUCUAGGUUGAUUAAAAAUAAACUGAUGAGAUGUUUGCUUCCAUCACCAAAUCAAAGAGAAUCACUUUCAAAGUAUUUUCCAAAACCAUGAUGGAACUUGUAUGA
Molecule: messenger RNA, 1533 nt
Organism: Paramecium tetraurelia
Lineage: Eukaryota; Ciliophora; Oligohymenophorea; Peniculida; Parameciidae
Exons: 2
Biological process (GO): intracellular signal transduction; protein autophosphorylation; peptidyl-serine phosphorylation
Cellular component (GO): nucleus; cytoplasm
Molecular function (GO): calmodulin binding; calcium/calmodulin-dependent protein kinase activity; ATP binding
Source: RefSeq, a predicted model, not a curated record